Lodderomyces margitis is the source of this 2160-nucleotide messenger RNA. RefSeq names its product Dur3p (gene DUR3). Gene Ontology annotation, cellular component: plasma membrane. Gene Ontology annotation, molecular function: spermidine transmembrane transporter activity; putrescine transmembrane transporter activity; urea transmembrane transporter activity. Gene Ontology annotation, biological process: putrescine transport; urea transmembrane transport; spermidine transport. Bases 1 to 2160 code for a protein of 719 amino acids. NCBI's taxonomy places the organism in Eukaryota, Fungi, Ascomycota, Pichiomycetes, Serinales, Debaryomycetaceae. The record is from RefSeq and is a predicted model, not a curated record. The transcript has a single exon.
AUGAGUGACACUACAUUUAUUCCUUUACCUCAAAGUGCAGGUUAUGCAAUUUUGGUUGGUUUAGGUGCGGUAUUUGCCUUUGGUAUGAUACUAACGACGUACUUGUUAAAAAGAUACAACAAAGAAAUUAUAACUGCUGAAGAGUUUGCCACUGCUGGUAGGUCGGUCAAAUCGGGUUUGAUCAGUGCUGCUGUUGUUUCGUCAUGGACAUGGGCCGCUACCUUGCUAACAUCAACGACACAGGCUUAUAAAAACGGUAUCUUUGGAUCUUGCAGUUAUGCUUUUGGUGCCACCGUUCAAAUCACAUUGUUUGCUUCGUUGGCCAUCAAAGCUAAGGAGAGGGCACCUCUGGCUAGAACUUACUUGGAAAUUGUACGUGCAAGGUACGGCACAGCAACACACAUCGUCUACAUCUUUUGGGGUCUUGCUACAAAUAUCUUGGUCACUGCUAUGUUGUUGAGUGGUGGCUCAGCCACAGUACGUGACUUGACUGGUAUGCAUCCAGUAGCUGCAUGUUUGUUGAUUGGUCUUUCGCCAACUGUGUAUUCUGUAUUUGGUGGAUUGAAAGCAACAAUCUUGACUGACUAUGCUCAUACUGUUAUUAUGGUUACUAUUAUCAUCAUCUUUGCCUUUAGCACAUGGGCUACCAGUUCCAAAUUGGGAUCACCUGGGGUUGUUUGGGACUUGGUGACUAAGUUGGCAGAGACCAAACCAGUUGAUGGUAACCACGAUGGAUCAUUUUUGACUUUUAAUUCCAAAUCGGGUGGUAUUUUCUUUGUCAUUAACAUUGUUGGCAAUUUCGGUACUGUGUUUUUGGACAAUGGUUAUUUCAACAAAGCAUUCGCUGCCGAUCCAGUUUCAGCUUAUAAAGGUUACAUCUUGGGUUCCUUGGCUUGGCUUCCUAUUCCCGCUUUUUGCUCAUUGACUUUGGGUUUUGCUGCUUUGGCAUUGGAGCAUACUGAUUACUGGCCAUUAGGAAGACCCAUGACUAGUGAUGAAGUUGCUGCUGGUUUAGUAUUGCCCAACGCUGCAUCUGCUUUAUUGGGCAAAGGUGGUGCUGUUUUAAGUUUAAUUAUGAUUUACAUGGCCGUUACCAGUGCAAUGUCAUCAGAAUUGAUUGCUGUGUCGACAAUCUCCACCUAUGAUAUUUACAGAACUUACAUCAACCCCAAGGCCAGUGGUAAAAAGUUGAUUUUCAUUUCCCAUAUUUCAUGCGUUGUUUUUGCCUAUACCAUGGCAGGGUUUGCCAUUGGUCUUUACUAUGCCAAUGUUUCAAUGGGAUUCUUGUAUGAAUUGAUGGGGGUGAUUAUUGGUGGUGCUGUUUUGAGUUCAUCAAUGACAAUCUUGUCAGCAAAACAGAAUUGGUAUGCAGCUACGUUCACACCACCAAUUGCUACUGGAUUGGCUAUUAUGUCGUGGUUGGUUGUUUGCAAAACUAAAUUUGGUACUAUUUCCUACGACAACUUAUUUGAAGAUGAUUCAAUGUUGACAGGUAACGUUGUUGCUUUGUUGUUUCCCUUGAUUACAGUUCCAUUAUUUACCCUUAUUUUCAAGCCCCAGAAUUUCAAUUGGAAGUUGUUGGAAACAAGAAUCACUCGUGUGGAUGAAGAGGAAGAGUUGAUGGAAGCUACUAAAUCAGAUAACUACAAUGAUGAUGAAAGGUUGUCUCCAGUAAAGUCUCCAAUCACAGUAUAUGCUAGUCAGUUGGUCGAGCAAGAAAGAGAACAUUACAGUCAAGAACAACAAACAUUACACCAUGCGUUCAAGAGAUGUGUCUAUGUUUGUUUAUUCUUAACCCUCAGUUUGCUAGUCAUAUGGCCCAUGCCAUUAUACGGAAGCAAGUAUAUCUUUUCCCGUAAGUUCUUUACUGGUUGGGUUGUCGUGUUUUUCAUAUGGAUAUGGUAUACGGUUUUCCAAGUGAUUGUGUAUCCAGUAUGGGAAGGAAGACAAAGUCUUUACCACACGGCAAGAGGUAUCUACUGGGACUUGACUGGACAAACGUAUAAGUUGAGACAAUGGCAAAAUGACCAUCCAGAAGAAAUGCAUGCUGUUCAAUCACAGAUAAUUGCUCAAUUGUCGAAUCCACAAGUUGUUGAUGGUAAGGCUGUUGAUAUGAAUUACGGCAAUAUAGAUGAUGAGUUGUCUGAUGAAAAGAAAUAG